Drosophila serrata is the source of this 3507-nucleotide messenger RNA. RefSeq names its product serologically defined colon cancer antigen 8 homolog. The record is from RefSeq and is a predicted model, not a curated record. Gene Ontology annotation, biological process: establishment of cell polarity; neuron migration; centrosome cycle. Gene Ontology annotation, cellular component: centrosome; centriole. NCBI's taxonomy places the organism in Eukaryota, Metazoa, Arthropoda, Insecta, Diptera, Drosophilidae.
AUGAAAGCGGACAACUUCAACCUCAAGUACGGCGCCCCAUUGUACCAACCGAAGAGCUCGAGUUCCAGGAGCCACUCGCAGAACCAACCGCAGACCCACAUCGGUAACAUCGGCCAUCUGACAACGUCCUCGCUGCUGACGAGCGACGACCUGCGUCAUCUCGCCCAGCAUCGGUCCACAGGAUACUCCGACCGCGAGAGCAUCGCCAGUGUGAGCAGCGCGGGAGGCCGCAUUAAGCGUCGAUCGAGAAACUUCCCGAUGAAGUCCUCGAAGGGCGGCAUCAGCAAGAAGAGCAAGACCAUGGAUUACACCAAUUACGCCUACAACGAGGCUGUGGGCCGCCUCAAGGUGAUGCUGGCGGAUAACUCCUACGUGGCUCCCAAGCUGGGAGGCGGCGCGUCCUCCUAUUUGCGUAGUUUCAACGAGGAUUCCGGGGACAAUUUCUCAGAUAAUUUAUCGGUAAUUGAGCGUCCCGUCUUCUCGGACAUUUCCAAGUACUUGUCGCCUAGCCAGAAGACGCGGAUGACCUCGUAUCGGCCCAAGAAGAGCUACACCUCGGGAUAUCUAUCGGCUUCCAAGGAGAAUCUCGCCUCACCGUCGGUCCACUAUCCGAGCAGCUCCAUUCCGGCUGCCCCUCUUCCAGCGGACAAUGUCUCCGCACCCGUAGAGAUUUUCAGUUUCAUUGAGAAGCAGGAGGACUAUAUCGAGCAGCUGGAGAAGGAGUCCAAGUACUGCCGCAGCGAGCUAACAAAUCUGUUGGGCAAAGUCAAGGACGUUAUCAAUGAGAACGAGCAGCUCACGGAGAAUGCACGAUCCGAGCUGGUAGCUCUCGGCUCAGGAAAGACCCAACAGCCGUUGGCCACCACCAGUCCUUCCUCGGACAGUGAUGAGCACCGGGUCUACGCUAGUGGCCGAAAGACCCCGACAACUCCCAGAAAGGGUGCUUCCAAGGGGCAGGUUCAGAGCCCCCGCUAUGCGAGUGCCCCCAACAUUGUCUACGAGGCCAGGAUCAGUGAACUGGAGGCGGAGCUGAUGCAGGCCAGCAUUGAUCUGCGGCGUCUCCGCACCGAGAACGAGGAACUCAAGCGGAAGCUCUCCCAUACUGAUCCUCUCUCUGCGGUGGCUACCUUGGGCUCUGCCGGGGGAGCCAACUGUGAGCUGCACCGCAAGCAGCUGGAGACACUGCAACAGGACAAGCUUAACCUGGAGGAGAGCGUGCGCCAGCUACAGCGCCUCUUGGACGAGGCCAAGGCCCACAGCCAGGGUAGCGCCUCCUCCAAGCGUUAUAUCAACGAUCUGGUGCAGAUGGAGCGUUCGCAGGCGGAGCUGGAGGUGCGUCACCUCCGGGAUGAGUUGGAUCGCCAGCACGAGCGUGUCCGGGAGCUGCAACAUGAGAUGGCCAGAAGACUGGCCGAGGAGCGUGCCAGCGCCGAGCGUCGCUACAACAGCCAGGUGGAUCAGCUGGGUGGCGACCUCAGCUGUCAGUGGGAACAGGUGGCCAAGUUGCAGUUGGACUUGGAGCGGCAGAAACGCUACGAGACUGAUCUCAAGCGGGAAGUGGCCAGUCGCAAUUCGCAGAUCGAGGAGCUCAAGAUGGAACUGAGGGCCAAUAGGACGACCUUCCUGGCGGAUAUGGCACAGGUGAAUGCAGAGAAGCAGUCCCUGGAGCAAGAUAUCACCUCGCUGCGUCUUCAACUGGACCGGGCCGCCAGGGAGACCAAGACAGAGGCGGCUCGCCUCACCGCCGAGAUUAAUUCGCUGAGGCAGCGCCUGGAUCGCGGGGAUGCCGACUUGCUGCACUCGAAGAGGGAGGUCCUGCGGCUCAACGAUGAGAUAGCUAACUUGGAAAAGGAGCUGGCUUAUGGGGAGCUAAAGAACGAAAUACGACCCACCAAAAAGGACCUGGAUAAGCGGAUCUCAGAAAUGCAGGAAAAGCAUGCGGGAACGGUAAAUGAGCUUGAGGAAAUGAUAACAUCUCAGAAGCAACUCAUGGAUAAGCUGACGAGCGAGUGUAAGACCUUAACGGGCAAAUUAGAGGAUACGACCUACAAGCACAAAGAGGAAAUAUCCGCUUUACAGUCGAAUCUAGAGUAUCUGUCCAAUCGCAUGUUGAGUAAUGAGGAGCAUAUGAGUAAAUUAGAUACCUCACCACAUGAUUAUACUAGCUUAGUUCCCGGAAAAGCCGCUUACGACUACCAGGCAGCGACAUAUGGCACCACAAUCGAACCCAUACAAAGCACCCCACAACCACACAACAGCGCCGACGACGACUACACGGUUGGAUCAGGAUCUGGAGCAGGAGCAGGAGCAGGAUCAGGCAUCGGAACAGGAUCCGGAGCAGGAACAGCUGCUGGCGGCGGAGCCAGUGCUUCAGCAGCAGCAGCUCCAACAGGACGCAAGAGCAGCCUUAGCAACGGCAAGGGUCUGCUCUCCGACUAUGGACUCCACGAUAACGAUGACGAGAAUCUCAAGGACAACCUUGGCCUGGGCGAAAAGCAGCAACAGCAAAAGCAGCAGGAGCAGGAGCAGGAACGGCAACGGGAGCGGGAGGAGCGAGACCGGGAGUUGCAGCAACUACGUGAGCAGCGGGAGAAGCGCGAAAGGGAACGGGAGCGGGAACGGGAACGAGCCGAGCAGCCCGACCAGCAGCAGGCGGAGCAGCAGCCGGCACCAGGACUGGCCGAGAGCAGCAUUGCCAAUGCCGGUAGCGCCAACUUGGCCGCCUACAACACCGACUACAGUGCCUACGACCAGCAGCAGUACGAGGCCGGAGCCUACGAUCCCAAUGCCUAUGCCCAGCACCAAUACGAGGGGCAGCAGUACGACUAUGGUGAUGCCGGUGGAGCCUACGACUAUGGAGCAGCCGACUAUGGACAGUCUGGAUACCAGUAUGACGCCUCGCCAGCAACCACCGCUGCCGUUCAGCCUCAGUCCCAGCCGCAGCAGUACCAGGCGCCAGAGCAACAGGAGCAGGAGCAGGAACCGGGUCAGGAGCAGCAACUGCAACAGCACCGGCACCAUCACCUGCCGGAGCGAGCCGACCACAACCGCGCCCGGGCAGUGGAGCUUUGGGGUCAGCAGCUGCUGCUGGAGCAGUCGCCGGCGGAAAAUCCGCUCUGCCACAACAGUCUGCCCCGACAGCCGCCGGCAAGAAGUAGCUGGAGUCCCGUUAGCGAGGACCUUCUGCCGCUGGAGUGCUCGAUUAGCAGUCCCAGCCUAAUGCGCUCCUCCAACGAUGAGACCUGCUCAGAGCUGGCCGAUCUCAGUGAGACCUAUCUGAUCCUGCCCGACGAAGGCUCCGAGGAGAGUCUAUCUCCGGCUCAUACUACCAUCAUAACGGCGCGGAGGUCAAGUGCUCCGGCCGUGGUCCAGCAGGAGGAAGCGGUCAACGAAACGGUCAUCAUCGAGCGCCAUUUAGAUGCCCACGGAUAGAGGGGUCAGCACCGAGUUCUCCAGCAAAAAAGUUUCUUCAGUCAACAUACGUACUUCUACUCAUGUGUUCCAGGA